AUGCAUAUCACCAAGACCCUCACCGCCGUUCUCUGCCUCGGCACUGGAGCUCUUUCCUAUAAGGUCCGCAUCUUCCCUGGCGCUAACUGCGGAGGAGGCGCCGCCCGCGACCUCAACAUCUUUGACAACACCUGCAGAAGCACGGACCUCUUCAGUUUCCGUUCUUUCCGCGUCCUAGGCUACGGAGCCGGGCGACAGAGGGCUAAAUUCUGGUCGGGGUCCAUCUGCUACGAAUCGGAUGCUUUUAUCCAGGAUUGGUGGGCCGACGGUGGCAGCGAUACUUUCAAGAUCGGCACGUGUAUCACUCUACCUAAGACGGCUAAGAGUCUUGGAUCCUAUUCGUCCUAA
This is a messenger RNA of Verticillium alfalfae VaMs.102, 348 nucleotides long. RefSeq lists its product with no specific name. Lineage: Eukaryota; Fungi; Ascomycota; Sordariomycetes; Glomerellales; Plectosphaerellaceae. Bases 1 to 348 code for a protein of 115 amino acids. The record is from RefSeq and is a predicted model, not a curated record. The transcript has a single exon.